GCGGGCAUGUGUGUCUCUCGCUGCUGCUGUGCAUCUAGAUAGAGACCGGCGUUCGGAGGCUGGUCGCCUUUCCAUAUCAUGGCGGAGAGGACCGAGCAGCGCAUCGAGGACCGGAUCCCCGAGCUAGAGGAGCUGGGGAGGGUCGGGCUUCUCACCAGCAAAGAGAUCAGGGCAGUUAUUAAGAAGACCUUAGCCCUUGAAUAUAAAAUACAACGGAGAGCACUGCAUAAGGAACAUUUUAUCAGUUACAUUCAGUAUGAAAUCAAUCUAUUGGAAUUGAUUAAGAAAAGAAGAGCGCGCACUGGCUACUCGUUCAAGAAGGAUGAGAUUGAGUACUCCAUUCUGCAGAGAAUACAUGGUGUCUUCAAACGCGCCACAACAAAAUGGAGUGAUGAUCUUCAGCUGUGGUUGUCUCAUGUUGCCUUUUGCAAGAAAUGGAACAGGAAAAUACAGCUGAGCAAGGUGUUUUCAGCCAUGUUAGCUCUUCAUCCCAACAAACCAGCUCUCUGGAUCAUGGCUGCAAAAUGGGAAAUGGAGGACCGCCUGUCAUCUGAAAGUGCCCGGCAGUUGUUCCUUCGUGCGUUGCGUUUCCAUCCAGAAUGUCCCAAACUGUAUCAAGAGUAUUUCAGGAUGGAGCUCAUGAAUGCUGAAAAGCAAAGGAAAGAAAAGAAAGAAUUUGAGCAAGCAAAGAUGGACCUGGGUGAAUUCAGCUACUCUGAGGAAAUGCUUAAUGGUGCAAUGGCUCGAGUUGUCUACAGAAAUGCUGUUCAAAAAAUCAAAGGUGCAGAGUUUCUUCUGUCACUGCUGUCAAUUGCAAAACUUUUUGAUUUUACACAAGACCUUCAAAAGGAAAUUCUGGAAAACCUGCAGGCAGAAUACGCCAACGAUCCUCUUAUGUGGGACUACAUAGCACGGCAGGAGCUGGAGAAGGACUCGUUGCCCACAUCAGAACAUCGGUCCAAACAGUCAAAAGCGCUGGAAGCAGCCCUAAAAGAAGAACGGUGUUGCAUGGUGUUUGAGGAAGCAGUCGCCUCCCUUCCCACAGCGGACAUGUGGGAACGUUACGUCGCUUUUUGCUUGGACAGAUUUAACCGGAAGACAAACAGCGAAGAGUUAAAGCAGAAGAGGUUGGAAAGGAUAUUAAGUGUUUACAGUCGAGCUCAUGAAUUACAGUUGCUGCCAGCUUCUCUCUAUCAGCAGUGGCUCCAGCUCUUACUGGGGCUCGACCUCCGAGAAAAGGCUGAAGAGGUGGCAGCAGCGGCAACGAGGCGAUUCAGCCGCUCGGUAGAAAUGUGGGAAAUGAGGCUGAAGUUGCUACUCCAGCUGAAGACGGAUGGUGUAGGCCCUUGUUUCCAGGAAGCGUUUAGAGAAGUUAAGGCGAAGGACAGCUUGCCGUUAUGGAUUCUAUGUACAGAAUGGAGCGGGAAAGUCAAUAGUACUCCUGAAACGGAAGCACUCUAUCAGAGAUCUUUGCUUGCCACGCUGCCUGCUGACUCAGUAACCAUGAAGGAAAAGUAUAUCGAAUGGGCGUACAGGGCCGGUGGCUAUAAGAAAGCUAAGAAAGUCUUUACCAGUUUGCAUGAAAGCCGUCCGUUCUCCCUGGAGUUCUUCAAGAAGAUGAUUCAGAUUGAAAAGGAGCAAGAAUCCUGUAAAAUGUCCAAUAUCCGAGAAUAUUAUGAACGUGCCUUGAGAGAAUUUGGUGCCACAGACCCCGAUCUUUGGCUGGAUUAUAUCAGAGAGGAACUGACUCACUCCCAAGGCAAACCUGAGAACUGCGGCAGCAUUCACUGGAGGGCGAUGAAAACGUUGCAAGGAGAACAAGUGGAAACUUUUAUUUCAAAGUACACAUUGCUGCAAACUGGACACCUGUGAGAAAUAUAAUCGUAGAUGUGUCUUAUCUUAAGAGCUAAACCUACUUUAAACUUUGUGUGUAAAUUUUUAACCCAAAGGCAAAUAAAUAUAUAUAUAUA
Molecule: messenger RNA, 1970 nt
Organism: Lacerta agilis (Sand lizard)
Lineage: Eukaryota; Metazoa; Chordata; Lepidosauria; Squamata; Lacertidae
Gene: UTP6
Product: UTP6 small subunit processome component
Exons: 19
Coding region: 79-1872 (597 amino acids)
Biological process (GO): maturation of SSU-rRNA from tricistronic rRNA transcript (SSU-rRNA, 5.8S rRNA, LSU-rRNA)
Cellular component (GO): small-subunit processome; Pwp2p-containing subcomplex of 90S preribosome
Molecular function (GO): protein binding; snoRNA binding
Source: RefSeq, a predicted model, not a curated record